This is a messenger RNA of Baudoinia panamericana UAMH 10762, 744 nucleotides long. RefSeq lists its product as uncharacterized. The coding region runs from base 1 to 744 and encodes 247 amino acids. Lineage: Eukaryota; Fungi; Ascomycota; Dothideomycetes; Mycosphaerellales; Teratosphaeriaceae. The transcript is spliced from 2 exons. Gene Ontology annotation, molecular function: hydrolase activity. The record is from RefSeq and is a predicted model, not a curated record.
AUGCAAUCAUGCUGUUUUCGUGGCUUCCAGUGGAAUGGCACUCCCAAAGGCAAGACUGAGCCAUUUCCGACGUCAACCAAUCAAGCCUACGUGACAGGCGUCAACAAGGACACCGCGAUCAUGCUUGUGCAUGACGCAUUUGGCUGGAGCUUCGGCAAUAACAGACUGCUUGCCGAUCAUCUAGCGGAGGAGGUCAAUGCAACAGUAUACCUUCCUGACCUCUUCGGCGGUGAAGUUCUACCUUCCGACUCGCUUUCAGAUCGUUCGCGCUGGGGCGAUUUCGACAUGGACGGCUUUCAGAAGAGAAACAGUCGUGCUAUUCGGGAGCCGGAGCUCUUCGAGUGCGCCAAACAUCUUCGAUCCCAGUAUAAGAAGGUCGGGGCGAUUGGGUACUGCUACGGUGGCUGGGCGGUCUUCCGCCUUGCUGCGAAAGGCCAUAACUUGGUUGAUUGCGUUGUUGCCGGCCAUCCCUCCUGGGUGACCAGAAACGACAUUGAUGGGGUUGACGUCCCGACUCAAAUUCUGGCGCCGGAGAUUGACCAUGCGUACACCGACGAGCUGAAAGAGCACACCUGGGAGACAUUGCAGAAGCACAGUGUCCCGUUCGACUAUCAACACUUUCCCGGUGUCGAGCACGCCUGCCUGGUCCGAGGAGAUCCGAAACGGCCGGGUGAGCGGGAUGCAAUGAUCCGCGGGAAGAACGCAGCGGUGGGCUGGUUCAAGCAGUAUCUCCACCGGUACUGA